This is a messenger RNA of Apaloderma vittatum (bar-tailed trogon), 937 nucleotides long. It is a transcript of the gene GMEB2, whose product is annotated as glucocorticoid modulatory element binding protein 2. The annotation marks the transcript as partial. The transcript is spliced from 8 exons. NCBI's taxonomy places the organism in Eukaryota, Metazoa, Chordata, Aves, Trogoniformes, Trogonidae. Gene Ontology annotation, cellular component: nucleus. Gene Ontology annotation, biological process: positive regulation of transcription by RNA polymerase II. The record is from RefSeq and is a predicted model, not a curated record. Gene Ontology annotation, molecular function: RNA polymerase II cis-regulatory region sequence-specific DNA binding; DNA-binding transcription activator activity, RNA polymerase II-specific.
AUGGCCACUCCGGACGUCAGCGUCCACAUGGAGGAGGUGGUGGUGGUGACGACGCCUGGCGGUGCCGUGGAUGGGAGCGGCGUGGAGGAGGUGAAGACGGUGCUGGUCACCACCAACCUGUCCCAGCACGGCGGGGACCUAAAUGAAGAUACGUCGGCGGCUGCGCCUCCCGCCGCCUUUACAGCCUCCACGCACCUGAAGGAAGCGGUCCUAGUGAAGAUGGCUGAAGAUGAGGACACUUUAGAGGCAGAGAUUGUCUACCCCAUCACCUGCGGGGACAGCAAAGCCAACCUCAUCUGGAGGAAGUUUGUGUGUCCUGGGAUCAACGUGAAGUGUGUGCAGUUUGACGAUCACCUAAUAAGCCCUAAGGAGUUUGUCCACUUGGCAGGGAAGUCGACCCUGAAGGAUUGGAAGCGGGCGAUCCGGAUGAAUGGCAUCAUGCUCCGCAAGAUCAUGGACUCAGGAGAGCUGGAUUUCUACCAGCACACAAAGGUCUGUUCCAACACCUGCAGGAGCACCAAAAUCGACCUGACCGGAGCCAGGGUGUCCUUGACCAGCCAGACAUCGACCGAGUACAUCCCUCUCACUCCCGCUUCUGCGGAUGUGAAUGGAUCCCCGGCUACGAUUACCAUAGAAACGUGUGAGGAUGCGGGCGAUUGGAGCACCAGCAUUGGAGACAACACCUUCGCUUUCUGGCGAAGCCUGAAGGACACUGGUCUCCUGGAAGAAGUAAUCCAGGAGCUCCACCAGGAGCUAGUGGAGACCAUGAAGGGUUUGCAGCAGCGAGCGCAGGAUCCCCCGCUGCAGCUCGGAGAUGCUGUUUUACUCAACAACAUAGUCCAGAACUUUGGUAUGCUGGAUCUCGUCAAGAAGGUCCUGGCCAGCCACAAGUGUCAGAUGGAUCGCUCAAGGGAGCAGUACGCACGGGAUUUGGCAG